ACAAUAUAUAUCGUAAAAAGUUACACUCUGAGCAUCACCCAUUCUGUGGCUAGCCAGAAGGAAGGAUGCUCUCGUGGGUCUUUAGCUGUUUCAUAGGCCUUUGCCUCUUCCAAAGUCAUGUGAAAGCCCAGCUGGAGGGUGAUGGAUCACCGACCUGUACUUGCCUGGAUAACAAUGCUGAAUACUGCAAUCUUGUCAGAGAGAAAUGUAAAAGCGAGUGGAGGGAUUUUCAGGAUCCAUGUUAUGUCAACAAUGCGUAUGAGUGCAGUGGCUGUAACGGGGGCCCUUGUGACUGUGUCUACAACACGGUGGAUGACACGGUGUCAGGAGUCUGUCAAACAGAGGGGGCGGAGAGAAAAAGAUACGUACAAGAUAAAGGCACAGGGACGAAUAGGAGAAAAUCUAACCGGAGCAUCAAAAAAUAUUCAAAAGGUAGAAAGCCAAGACCAUAUUCAAAACGUACAAGAGGUCCAAAACCAUAUUCAAAGAGGAGAAAACCCAAUCAAGCAAGACCACAUCCGAGGAGAAAGCCCAGCCAUAAAAGACCAUUUCCAAGGAUCCGUCGAAGAAGAUCCGGUUCUAGACGCAAACCGGAUGACGACUGUUCUUAUUGAAAGUGAUGGUUAAUUCAGUAACCUAAAGGUGUUGUGAAAAAAGUUUUGAUCACAUCAAAAAUAAAUAUUUUAAAAUCUUA
Messenger RNA from Ostrea edulis (European flat oyster), 694 nucleotides. RefSeq lists its product as uncharacterized. Bases 66 to 614 code for a protein of 182 amino acids. The transcript has 4 exons. The record is from RefSeq and is a predicted model, not a curated record. NCBI's taxonomy places the organism in Eukaryota, Metazoa, Mollusca, Bivalvia, Ostreida, Ostreidae.